Messenger RNA from Acipenser ruthenus (sterlet), 4343 nucleotides. Its product is annotated as protein lin-28 homolog B-like. Lineage: Eukaryota; Metazoa; Chordata; Actinopteri; Acipenseriformes; Acipenseridae. The record is from RefSeq and is a predicted model, not a curated record. The coding region runs from base 387 to 1142 and encodes 251 amino acids. The transcript is spliced from 5 exons. Gene Ontology annotation, molecular function: zinc ion binding; nucleic acid binding.
CCUCUUCAAGACCAGUAUAGAUGCUGGUUCCCUUGUUAAGGGUAAAAGCGUUAGAAUACUUGAGCAACCCAUAUCUAAAAAAGGUUUAAAAAUAAAACUAUAUAUCCUCGAAUAGAGCAUACACCCUGGAACUAGCUUUAGCACGCAACUGACAUCAAGUUACAGUAUUACAAUUAAAUAUUAAUCGAUGGAAAGAAUACCUUACAGCGUGACUGUUAAUCUGCGAGACUGGUCUGUAAAGCGAUUGACAAUACAUCUGAGAAUGAUACAAAAGAAAUCGCAAGCAAGGUCGCCACUUAAUUUGCACAGGUUGUACCUUACUCGUCUAACUGACGGUUUCUGAUUACUGGUACUCAAUUGUUACAAUCACCAAGGCUUUACGGACAAUGAGCACACCCACGGCCUCUUCACAACCAGGAGGGGCGGGUAAAAGUGGCGCAGACGACCAAGGGAAAUUGCCGGAAGAAGAGGAAGAAUCCCGGGUUCUUUAUGGAGCGGGCUAUUGUAAAUGGUUUAAUGUGCGGAUGGGUUUCGGAUUUAUUUCAAUGACCAGUUGGGAGGGAAGCGUCCUCGAGAACCCAGUAGACGUCUUCGUACACCAAAGCAAGCUUUUCAUGGAGGGAUUCCGAAGCCUCGUAGAAGGAGAGCCAGUAGAGUUCACGUUUAAACAAUCUUCCAAAGGCUUAGAAUCGUUAUGGGUUACGGGUCCAGGAGGCAGCCCCUGUCUCGGCAGUGAGAGGCGACUCAAAGGGAAGACUGUGCAAAAAAGAAAAACAAAGGGAGAUCGAUGCUACAACUGUGGUGGCCUGGAUCACCAUGCUAAGGAAUGUAACCUACCACCUCAGCCAAAGAAGUGCCAUUACUGUCAAAGCAUCAUGCACAUGGUGGCAAACUGUCCUCACAGAACACCACAGCUGGCCACUGGUUCUCGGGAAACACUGGAAGCAGAACUGCAACCUUCUACCUCUUCCUCCCUGAGAGAAGGGACCUUCUCGGUCCCACAGCAAGCUCCGGAGGGCAGGCCUGAGACGGUGGAGCAGUCAGGCCGUUCUCCCCAAGAAGUUUCCUCAAGCAAGUCUUCUGCAUCCCCGGAAGACCCCAGCAAGAAAGGGCCUUCUGUCCAGAAAAGGAAAAAGACUUGAAUGAAGCUUUAUUAAAGUUUAUCAAGCUUUAUCCAUCUUUUGGAUACAGCAUCUACCUCAUACUUGUAAAAGGACGGGAAGUGAUUUCACUCAAAGCAGCUCUACUUUUUAAACUACUGGCUUAAAAACUGUGAAUAUUAUUAUUAUUAUUAUUAUUAUUAUUAUUAUUAUUAUUAUUAUUAUUUAACCUUAACCAAUCCUACUCAGAUUGUGGUCCAAAGUGCACAUUUCAUGGGUGGCUUUAAACUGUACCGGCAUUAAAAAAAACAAAAAAAAUAACAUUUUAAUUGCAAUGUAACACGCCAUCUUUAUGCGCUUUCCAUUCCAAACAUGUUCAGACUUGUUCAAUCAUUUGCCUUAUGGAUAAGGAAAUCAACUUUUGUUGGAAGAGCAACUUCAAAACUAAAAAAAAAAAAACUGUUACUAGCCAGAAACCAAAGGAUAGUCGAUACCCCAGGAAACAAGAUACCAAGGAAAACCUUAAGAACACACCUGCUGGGGGGAAACAUUCUUCUGAUGCAAAUACUAUGGCAGUGUUUGACCCAAUCUAGGUAAUAUAUUGUAUUUAAAGUGCUGACACUGCCUUCAGCAUUUCUUUCUUGUCCUUUUCUAAAUUAAUUUUAUUUUGUGUGCCUGUUUUACUGGCUAUUUUAGAACAAACUGAUAUCUGUGAAAACGUAGUAUACGUGUUGCUUCAAUGUGUUGUUCCUACUGCCAUCCAGAACCUGUUACUGUUGUAAAUGCAAAGGCAGCAGUAAAGGAGGGCUACCCCCCAGCGGAGGCUUCAAAUGGCCCGCGUUUGUGCUUUUGAUUAGAGUGCCUAAUUGAAUUAGGUGCAUGUUAAUCUAUUACACAGUCUCCUGUUUCUUUAAUCCAAAGAGGAACUUUACCAAAAGUGAUAAUCAUAAAAGAUGAGACUGGUUAUAAAAAGAACCCCCCUUUUUUAUUGCAUGGAUAACAGCAAAGGGUUAUGUUUUGCUAUAGAUCAGUUGGCUACAUUUGUAUAAAAGUUAGUAACCCAAUAUAAUUUAAUGCUUGCAAAAAUAUAUAUAUUAUAUAUAGUUUGAGGCAAUGUACUAAUGCUGAACCUAUCAAACAAACUGGUACUUGUUUUUAAAGUAUAUUUUCAUAGUUUCCUUUUAAUGGACCUUUUAUGAAAAAUUGUGUUACUGUUUUGUGUAAAUGCACUCGAAAUGAAUUAGGUGCGGCCAAAUAGUCUUUCGUGUGUUCAUAUUUACUGCUGCUUCUGUUGACAACAGAUCAAGAGGUGUUGCCUAAGUAAAUAUGGCACAAGUCACGUAUGACUACACUUGAAUUCUUCAAAAGCAUUCACUAAAGAAGCUGAGCCGUGUGUACAGAUGAUAUCAAUAUGCUGUACAAAAUGAACUUUCCUCUGCUUUGACGAUAUUGAAUGUGAAAUUGUACCUAUAGAAGUGACACUGUAUGAGGAUUGUUGCUUUAUUUAAUGUGUCUUGACAUCAAAGUGACAAUGAUUUUUAUAUCUAUCUAUCUAUCUCUAUCUAUCUAUCUAUCUAUCUAUCUAUCUAUCUAUCUAUCUAUCUAUCUAUCUAUCUCAAACAAUAAAUCAAUGUAGGUGCAAGUCGUUUUGAAAUUCUAAACCAAAGUUUCUUGGCUUUAUUGAAUAAAGUCUGAACAAAUUGAAUUGGAAUUCCCUGGUUAGCCAAGACAAACUAACAGAGACAAGCAAACAAUUGAAGUUCUGCACUGAGAUAUUUACAGAACAUAUUUUAAAAUGUGGAUCUUAUGGUGCACUAUGCUCAAUCUACAAAUGCACUGUAAAAGUUACUAACAGCACAUACCAAAAUGAAUCGCUAUGUGAAUAUUGCUUUUACAUUUUUGUAUGAUAUUUACAUUUUCAAGUAACAUCUUAGGAGAAAGAACUUUGCUCAGGGAAUAUACCAAGAAAGUUUAUUUCUUUACAGAAUAGCCCGCAGACCUGUUUUUGGUGUACUCUGAACAAACACAAUUUUAUUAUCUAAGUUAUGUACUGAUUAGUAACUACCUCUGAGUUAUACAUAGUCCUACAUUUAUGAUAAUCAGAUGACUUUUUUGUAUUGUAUUACAUAUUUAACAAAAAAAAAAAAAAAAAAACUAGUUAUAUUGUACUGAAUGCUUUGUGAACAUCAGGGUUCUAUUUUACAUGACGUUUGCAUCAGCAAGGAUUUUAUGCGUUUAUUUUUUUAAAUGACAGUUUUCUGUUUUGAUAGCAAAGCCUACCUCAUCCUUUCUGUACUGUACCGCCAUGCUGCUCCAGUCCAACAGGUGGCUCUCUCAUCUAGUACAUCCUCUCCUGUGUUUAAGAUUCAGUGUUUCAAAAUAAGCAGUCUAUCUGUCCAAAUGUUUUAAAUCAUGAAUCCAUGUGACAGAUUGCAAGGUAUUCACCAAGUUCUACUUAGAGAUCAAUCUUGUGCUUUUUAACUGGGCUACAGAUUGCGUGUCAACCUUUUACCCUUCAUAUUUUCAAAAUGCUCUCAAUGUGAAUUAUCAAGUAGAAAAAGGCUUUGCACUGAAGUAGGCACUAGUCAAAAUGUUUGUAUACUUUUUUUUUUAUAUAGUUUUAACUAUUAAUUGUUGAGUGCUAUAUAAAUUAAGAACGCAGUGACUAAACUAGUAAAACCUGGACUGACUCGAAUUCCUUUAGAAUUGGGAUGGUUUAUUUCUAUCCCUGCUGUUGGGUCACAUUAGAUGUGGCGUUGCAUUAUUUGUGUUUCAUUAUCAGUUACGACAGGGUUGAAGUAUGGUACGCCUCCACAAUUAAAAAAACAAAAAAAAAAACACUCUGAACACCAGACAGUUGGAUUGAUAUGAUCCAGGGCUGGGUGAAUCUAAUCAAAAGAACAGUGGCUGUAUUUUUCCCUGUCGAAUGGUGACAUGUAAUUACAUUUUGGCCUGGUAUUUUAUUCUUCUUAUUUGUUUAUUUAGCAGACGCCUUUAUCCAAGGCGACUUACAGAGACUAGGGUGUGUGAACUAUGCAUCAGCUGCAGAGUCACUUACAAUUACGUCUCACCCGAAAGACGGAGCACAAGGAGGUUAAGUGACUUGCUCAGGGUCACACAAUGAGUCAGUCGCUGAGGUGCGAUUUGAACCGGGGACCUCCUGGUUACAAGCCCUUUUCUUUAACCACUGGACCACAUAGCCUGUAAAAUAAUUUCUUGAAUGUUUAAUUUUUUUUUUUCAAU